AUGGCAGGCAGGAAAGCUGAGUCACUGCAUUCCUCCAUAGCCCUCUUGGGCAUUUCCGCAGGAUCCCUCUUACUGGCAGUGCAUUUCUACAGUUUACCCAGAGCAGCCCCUCUGAUCCCCAGCACAGCUCUAGGAGUCCUUCUGUUGAUCUUAUCCUCUCUCCUGGCGUAUGCAGGAAUUCGGAGGAGCCUGAGAAAUGCCUCCCUGUUCUUGUCUCUCUGCCUGACCAUCUCAGUGUUCUGGUGCGGCUAUGGAGUGAUCUGCAUCCUGGGAGGGCAAGGAGUUUUGAAUGACACUGGUGAUUCCCGCAAUGCCUUGGUGCCUGGCCUGGUCACAUUUACUUUGGCCCUACUCAUUAUUGCAGUGGUGGGCUUCCUUCGCAGAGAGGUCAUCCUAGCUAUGAUUGCUUCUGCCGUCUCACUUGCCAGUGCUCACGAAGUUGCCAUGCGUUAUAGCACAGCUUUUGUUUCCUCGGCCGUGGCUUGCAAUUACAUGAUUGUCUGCUUGGUCGGUGGUUAUUUUGCUCUGGGAAGGAUUCUCUAUUUCCUAACCAAAGAGAAAAUCGCCCUCCCUGGCACAGAUCUGGCCAAGAAAAAAACCCGCGAACAGAUCCAGUCCACCGGUGGCAGCGUGAAUCGUUUUGCAGCCGCCGGGCUGAUCCUGAACAUGCUCUCUGCCAGCGUCUUUGGCUGUAGGCUCCUGGGUGUCACUGGCAAACUCUUUAUCGGUCAGGUGCCCUGGCUGUGGGCCGCUGGCAUCUACCAGAUUGGCAUCUGCAUCUUAUCGUACCGUGCAAUGGAUGUGCCGAUGGCCACAUUCUUUGGUUUCGCUUCCAUCCUGAAAUUUGCUGGAGUCCUCGUGGUUUUCUCAAUUCUUUUUGCUGUCUUGGCUCUUUUUCUCGCUCUUAAGAGCCCAGUGGAUGGUCUGUAUCUGCUGUUUUAUGUGGCCUACUGCAUUGCUUUAGCUUGCCGGCCCAAGGGAUUUUUUGAAGGUGGACCCCAAGGGGUGGACGUGGCCAUCUUUGUGGCCUCAGCCUUGAUGACUCUAAUUCACCUGUACAACGUGAAAGCAAGUGCCAGGAUCCCAACAGGGCAGGGUGCUGUGAAGGCCCUCCUGGCUCGCAGCAGUUUUCUGAAGCUUCGUGAAGGGGCAGACCUUCAUGCUCCCUACCUGGGGUACUCCAAGUAUGCAGAUGCAGAAGUACUUGGCUAUGCAUGCAGUGUCCUCGCUUCUUUUGCUAUAACCAUGACCGGGGACCCACAGGCUCCGCUUGCUACUGUUGUAAUUCCAUGGGUGGUGGUAGCUGGUGGGAUCCUGAAGCUUCUAGGCGGCUCCGUGGCCUUUGCCCGGGGUAAAACUUUGGAGAGCAGUGCCUUCAUUCUCUAUGCUGUCAUGUGGAUCAUCUGGGGCUUGACAAGAUAUGGUGGCCUCUAUGGCACUACCAGAAGCUUCCACGCAGCGGUGGGCAUCAUUGCCUUCAUGCUCUUCAACGGCUUCAUUGUCUUCUGCACACUCUUCUUAAGCAUCGCCUGGUUCUUUUACUCCUUCACUUUCUUGCUCAUCGCUGUCAGCUUCUUGCUGGAUGCCCUCCAUGCUCUUCCAGCCGGCUACGACCUUGCUGCCACUCUCCUCUUUGGUCUGGUCAGCUUUUACUGCUUCCUGUCUGCCCUUUUCAGCAGCACCUUUGAGGGUUCCUGCUUACCAAUGGGCAGGCCCAUUGUGCAGCUUAGCGGUGUGGGGGGAGGAAUGACCAAGUGCCUUCACCUGCCUGCCAGGAAAGCUUCCUCAGUCAAGAGAAUUGCAGAUAUCCUGAAGAACGGAGGGACUUGCGGCAUCCCCACAGACACCGUGUACGUGCUUGUGGCAGCCUGCAACCGCCCUGAUGCUGUGGAGAAAGCUCACCAGUCCAAGCGCCAGGCUCAGGAUCGCCCCAUGUCGCUCUGGAUUUCUAGCCUAAAGCAACUGGAACCCGCAAAGCAUUUGUUCACUCCCGUCCUCUGGGACUUCAUGGAGGCCGCCUGGCCGUCGCCUAUUAGCUUGGUGGUUCCCAGAGGUGAAUGGGUGGACUUCCUGGGAAUGAAGGACUCUGCUAAAUACGUCGGUACCCCUCAGAGCAUUGCCGUCCGCAUCCCCGACUGCUCUGUCACCACACACCUCAUCGACCUCGUUGGCCCCAUUGUGGUCACGUCGGCCAACCCAACGGGAGAGGCAGACACAACACACCACAACCAAGUGUAUGCCAAGCUGGGAGACAAGGUGGAUGCAGUGCUUUGUGAUGGGCCUUCUCCAGAGAAUAUUGCCUCCACCGUUGUGGACUGCACCAAAAUCGACAGCGGAAACAUAGGAUUCUUCAGAGUCGGCAUCAUCCCCAAGUCUCAGGUGCUGCAGGUGCUGGAGCAGGUGCAGAAGAAACACACGUCGGUCCCUAACAGUGGCCCUGGCACCACAAAAGGCCAGGGAGAACCUCUGAAUCGCGGCCGUGCCGUGCGCAACGGGGUGGGCACGGCUGCCUCGGCAGAGACGGCGCCGGUGCAGCCCCCCGCCGGCGGCUCCGAGGGUCACACUCACUUCUGA
Molecule: messenger RNA, 2574 nt
Organism: Leptosomus discolor (cuckoo roller)
Lineage: Eukaryota; Metazoa; Chordata; Aves; Leptosomiformes; Leptosomidae
Source: RefSeq, a predicted model, not a curated record